Messenger RNA from Rhodotorula graminis WP1, 1746 nucleotides. RefSeq lists its product as uncharacterized. NCBI's taxonomy places the organism in Eukaryota, Fungi, Basidiomycota, Microbotryomycetes, Sporidiobolales, Sporidiobolaceae. The record is from RefSeq and is a predicted model, not a curated record. The transcript has 2 exons. The coding region runs from base 1 to 1746 and encodes 581 amino acids.
AUGGCGGCCGCAGUCGUCGCCCCUCGCCGCGCACCCACCGUCGACCACGACGACCUGCUCGCACUGUCCCUCCACCACGACGCCGACGACGACUACGACCCCCUCCCGACCACCCCAGACUGGACCGCAGACCUCGAGGACCUCGUGUCCCUUCAAGUCGCCCAACAGCUCCACUCGAAACGCUCCCACCCCGCCCUGCACCCACCGCCGUCCUCGCCCCCUCGACCACCGCCAUCCGCCUCCUCCUCCCCCACAUCCUUGGCCUCGCCGCUCCAGCACCGCUCGCCCUCGCAGCCGCCGGGCAGGCGCCGCCCGUCGGCCAUCCCGACCGCCGCCGCUACCAAGAGUCGCAGCUCGAGCCCCGAGCACCCUCGACGAGGGGCGUCGCCGGCCGCGCCGACCCCGGCGCACGACGACGGCCUCGACUUGAGCGCCGACGAUGACGGGCACGGGUGGGAGACGCUCCAGGUCGGCGCGCAACCGGUGACGACGGCGACACCGACAGCGUUGCCGGUCGCGGCGCGCCGCACCUCGCCCGCGCCGCCCUCCUCCACCCCGACGCCAACAACGCGCACGCCCAAGCCGCUCGAGUUUCCCUCACCCGCAUCCGCCAAGUCGCGCAGCUCGCCUCGCGCGCCCGCUACCGCAUCGGCAGCAGGCGCCCCGACCUCGACCUCGACGCCGACGCCGCGCCGGCGCGCCGUCACCCAGUCGCCGAGCAGAGCGCUCGGCACGCCCUCGCCCUCGUCCUCGAGUGCGCCCGCCGGCGGGCCCGCCUCGUCCCGCAGCACCCGCCGCGCUCCAGGUACCUCCAACAGCGCGUCGGCCUCGCCCUCAGCCGGCGCCCGUACGGGCCCUCCUCCUCGGCGCAAGAGCCUCUCGACCUCCUCCCCGCGCACGCACCCCUCGGCCUCUACCACCACCGGCGCGAUGCGCCGCAGCCCGUCGUCGGACCGGAUCCGCGCCGCAGCGCGCCUCGCCGCCGCCGCGAACGACGCCGACGCGCCGCCACCGCCGCUCCCGCACUGGCACGACUCGCCCGCGCCGCUCGUGUACCGCACGAGCCAGGGCGAGCUCGCGUUCGCGUACGACGAGGGUGGCAGUGCGGGUGUGGCGGCUGACGGUGAGGGAGAGCGGGGCGCAGAGGGAGCGGCGCCGAGAAAGGUGCGCCGGCCCGAGGACCGCGUCCUGCCGGCUGUCGCGCGCCGGCUCGAGGCAGAGCGGCUCGCGGCGCUCGCGGCGGCGCAGGCGCGCGACGACGGGGGCGCGGCGCUGCUCGUGAGCGAGUGGAGCAGGGAGGGGACGCCGAGGAGGGGCGUCGAGGUGAGGGUUGGCGGCGGGGCGGCGAGGGGGCGUGAGGGGCUCGGUGGGCCGCCGCCGCCGCUGCUGCCGCGAGAGCGGGGUGAGGCCGAGGCGGAGGAGGGGGACGGACGGCGAGCGCGGGAGGAGAUGGGCGACGAGCAGGCGCAGGCGCUUGCUGGCUCACCGACGGCGACGAGCGACGACGCCCCACCGCCUCCUGCUCUGCCUCCCGCCGUCGUCGACCCUCGCGACGACUCGACCCCGCACCCGCACCCGCACGCGCGGCCCGACUCAGCGCCACCCGCCGCACGCGCCCCUGCGCCCUCCUACCCUCCUCGCCCAGCCUCGCCCGCCGCGCCGCCGCCGCCGCCGCCGCUCCCGCCCAAGGACGACCUCGACGCGCCCGGGGCCGCAGGAGGAUGCUGCCGCUGCGUCGUGUCGUGA